This is a messenger RNA of Colletotrichum higginsianum IMI 349063, 1317 nucleotides long. RefSeq names its product Mannosyltransferase. Gene Ontology annotation, biological process: GPI anchor biosynthetic process. Bases 1 to 1317 code for a protein of 438 amino acids. The record is from RefSeq and is a predicted model, not a curated record. Gene Ontology annotation, cellular component: mannosyltransferase complex; endoplasmic reticulum membrane. NCBI's taxonomy places the organism in Eukaryota, Fungi, Ascomycota, Sordariomycetes, Glomerellales, Glomerellaceae. Gene Ontology annotation, molecular function: GPI mannosyltransferase activity; alpha-1,6-mannosyltransferase activity. The transcript has 2 exons.
AUGCUCGCCCGCCAUGCCUCCCACCCACGCCAGACGCUCGUGGCGGCUUUCGUCGCCUGGAAGGUCCUCCUGCUGGCCAUCGCCCUGGGCAGCGCCGUGGCCCCGUCCUACGACACCUCGACGACGCUGAUGCUCCGGCGCAAUGAGUCGGACCUCUCCAUCGUCACCCGCCUGACGCGCUGGGACGCCCUGUACUUCACCCAGUCCGCCCGCCGCGGCUACCUUUUCGAGCAGGAAUGGGCCUUCAAUGCCGGACUACCCUUGAUCGUGUCGGUCCUCGUCAAGGCUGCGCGCCUGCUCGGCGCCGAGGGUGAUGGCACCGGCGCUCUCGAAGCGGCCUUCGGCAUCAUCGUUGCCCACGCUGCCCAUCUCUUUGCGGUGCUCAUGCUCCACGAGCUGACGCUAAAGCUCUUCUCCCGUCGCCCAUUGGCCUUCCUGUCCGCCCUGCUUCACAUCCUCUCCCCGGCGGGUCUCUUCCUCUCGGCACCCUACGCCGAGAGCCUCUGCGCAUUCUUCUCCUUCGCCGGCUAUUACGUUCUCGCCUCCAUCUCGGCCCUUCCCAAGGGCUCUCUUUCGUGGACCGGAGGCCAAAUCCUCGCCGGCGCCAUCUUUGGUCUCGCCACGGCUUCUCGCUCCAACGGGCUCCUGAACGGCCUGCCCUUCGCCAUCGAGUGUCUAAUGAUCCUGCCCCCGCUCCUUGCCAGCCCUACGGACCUCAAGACCUUUGCGGCUCUGUUUGGCCCCGUCACUGGCGGGCUCCUCGUGGCAACCGGGUCCGUCGUGCCCCAGGCGCUGGCAUGGCUGCGAUACUGUUCCGGCGCAUCCGAGCCGCGCGCAUGGUGUGCCCGGACCGUGCCCAGCAUCUACUCCUUUGUACAGGAACAUUACUGGGGAGUGGGCUUGUUCCGCUAUUGGACGCCAUCAAACGUUCCUCUGUUUAUCCUCGCCGCCCCGGUGCUAGGAUUGCUAAUCGUUUCCGGGUGGGAUGUCAUGAGCAGGCCUUCGGGUUUGGCGCGGAGUCCGACGGCGGAGAGGCAGGCGACGCCGCCGCGGAAUGGCGCGACGUCGCCGCUGGUCUUCUCCAUGGCGACGAUCCAGGUCCUGCUCGCCGUCUUAGCCAUCACGACGUAUCAUGUGCAAAUCAUCACGAGGAUCGCGUCCGGGUACGCCGUGUGGUAUUGGUGGGUUGCUGGGUGCCUGCUGGACGACGGCGCCGACGGCAAGCGCCGGGACUUGGGAAACAAGAUUGUGACCUUUUCCGUCAUGUAUGCUGCGAUCCAGGGUGUGUUGUUUGCGUCGUUUCUCCCGCCUGCUUGA